CGUGGGCUCAAAAACCCAACCCGAAAUAUCUACGGCAGCGUACGUUCUCGGGGUGGAUCACCCACUGUCUCCUUCCCACUGUUGCUUUCUCUCUCUAGAUUUCUGGGUUCCAAUUGCUUACUCUUGAGAGAGAGAGAGUGAACAGUGCUCUGUGAGUAAAUGGCGACAGCGUCUGAUUUACCAGAGGGGACUAUACAGAACGUACUGGAACAAGAGAGCCUCAAGUGGGUCUUUGUUGGCGGCAAAGGUGGCGUGGGCAAAACGACAUGUAGCUCGAUCCUCUCGAUCCUUCUCUCCAGAGUCAGAUCCUCCGUUUUGAUCAUCUCCACCGACCCUGCUCACAAUCUCAGCGAUGCUUUUCAGCAGAAGUUCACCAAGACUCCCACUUUGGUUAACGGGUUCACCAAUCUCUAUGCUAUGGAAGUGGAUCCUACCGUUGAGCACGAAGACAUGGGUGGAAACGAUGGAAUGGAUAAUCUGUUUUCUGAUCUAGCAAAUGCUAUUCCUGGAAUUGAUGAGGCCAUGAGCUUUGCCGAGAUGCUAAAAUUGGUCCAAACAAUGGAUUAUUCGGUUAUAGUAUUUGAUACUGCACCAACUGGCCAUACGCUUCGGCUGUUGCAGUUUCCAUCAACCUUGGAGAAAGGUCUGGCGAAAGUGAUGUCUUUGAAAAAUAAAUUUGGCGGUCUAAUGACUCAGAUGACAAGCCUCUUUGGUGUUGGUGACGAAUUUGGAGAGGAUGCAAUUCUGGGAAAGCUGGAGGGCAUGAAAGAUGUGAUUGAACAAGUCAAUCGACAAUUUAAAGACCCAGACUUGACGACCUUUGUCUGCGUUUGCAUUCCAGAAUUCCUCUCUCUCUAUGAAACAGAGAGACUGGUGCAGGAACUCACCAAAUUUGAGAUAGAUACACACAACAUCAUCAUUAACCAAGUACUUUAUGAUGAAGAAGGCACAGAAUCUAAACUACUCAAAGCAAGAAUGCGAAUGCAACAAAAGUACCUUGAUCAGUUCUACAUGUUGUAUGACGACUUCAACAUCACCAAGCUGCCGUUGCUGCCGGAAGAGGUUACAGGAGUUGAUGCUCUAAAAGCGUUUUCGUGUCAUUUUCUGACACCAUACCAACCUUCCACCAGCAAAGGCACAUUGGAAGAGUUAGAGAAAAGAGUGGUCACUCUAAGGCAGCAGUUGAAAGACACUGAAACAGAACUAGAAAGACUGAGGAAAGGAAAACAAAAGGUCUAAUAACGCCAGGUUCACCACUUUGUAAUUUAGCAUCAUCUUCUUCCCAGUUUAGGCUACCAGGAGAAGGUGUAUUCCGUUUACCGCUGAUUGAUGUUUCCGGGUUGAUUGAUUUAUUUGCUGAGUUAUUUUCUGUCCUCUUAGAAUCAAGAUCAUAAGAAGUGCCAUCUCUUGCGCAUUAAUGUAAUUUAUUUCAUUCAAGAUGUUCCGACAUCGAACAAUUUACGGGCGAAACUCUUGUUCUUUUAUGUGCCCUGACUGAGCUUUAUGCCAAAAUCAGUAUGUUGCAAUUUUGUUCCGGAAAGAAAGUGAAUGGAUUAUAAGCUCUGUACAUUGGAUUGUCUGGGAAUAUGAAUUGGCAUUUUACAGCAA
This is a messenger RNA of Pyrus x bretschneideri (Chinese white pear), 1608 nucleotides long. Its product is annotated as ATPase GET3A. The transcript has 7 exons. Gene Ontology annotation, molecular function: ATP hydrolysis activity; ATP binding. Gene Ontology annotation, biological process: post-translational protein targeting to endoplasmic reticulum membrane. Lineage: Eukaryota; Viridiplantae; Streptophyta; Magnoliopsida; Rosales; Rosaceae. The record is from RefSeq and is a predicted model, not a curated record. Gene Ontology annotation, cellular component: GET complex. Bases 160 to 1239 code for a protein of 359 amino acids.